Messenger RNA from Chelonus insularis, 2453 nucleotides. RefSeq names its product Actin binding protein 1 (gene Abp1). Gene Ontology annotation, cellular component: dendrite; cortical actin cytoskeleton; postsynaptic membrane. The coding region runs from base 175 to 1593 and encodes 472 amino acids. The transcript has 2 exons. The record is from RefSeq and is a predicted model, not a curated record. NCBI's taxonomy places the organism in Eukaryota, Metazoa, Arthropoda, Insecta, Hymenoptera, Braconidae. Gene Ontology annotation, molecular function: actin filament binding. Gene Ontology annotation, biological process: positive regulation of dendritic spine morphogenesis; postsynaptic actin cytoskeleton organization; regulation of actin filament polymerization.
GAGUGAGAGUAUACGUCUGUUGCUUAGAAAGUUCAAGAAAACUUGAUUCCGUCAGCAAGUUUAUCGGUAUCCGUUGAAAACGCCUACGUAUAAAUUCGAUAAGCGUUAAAAAUGUAUCUUUGAUUUUUAGAGAUUACUUUUAUAGCCUAUAUUGCCCUGAAACAUAUAACAAAAAUGUCUGUGAACUUAACAAAGAAUAAUGACUCCCUCGUGGCUGCCUGGAAAAGUGUAGUUGACGACAAAUCUCCAGUGAACUGGGCGGUUUUUGGAUAUGAAGAUCAAACAAAUAAUCUAAAAGUUGUAGGAACAGGAGACAAAGGACUUCAACAGAUGAUUGAUGAAUUAAAUAGCGGGGAAAUAAUGUACGCUUUUUGUAGAGUAAUGGACACAAAAACGAGCCUACCAAAAUGUUUAUUAAUAAAUUGGCAAGGUGAUGGAGCACCGAUUGUGAGAAAAGGAACAUGCGCUAAUCACAUAAGAGAUAUUGAAAGACUUUUAAAAGGUGCUCAUAUAACAAUUAAUGCUAGAUCAGAAGAUGAUGUAGAAGUAGAUAUCAUAAUGGAACAAUUGGCUAAAGCAACAGGAUCUGCAUAUAAAUUUCGAGAACCUCGUGGGAAGGAUGUGGGUAAUUCAGGUCCGGUGGGAACGACUUACAAGCGCGUGAUUCCUGAGCAGGAAAUUAAUGCAGUAGAGCGUGAUGAAUUCUGGCAGAGGGAAGAAAUGGAAGAAAAAGCCCGAGUGGCUGAAGAAAGAUUACGAUUAGAAAAAGAACGUCAGAGACUUGAGUUGGAAACCAGGGAUCGUGAAGAGAAACAAAGUAAGUUAAGAGAACAACAGCAGGCAGCUGAUAAAGCUGCAUUGAAUCAACGUGAACAAAUUAAAUCAGAACAACGUGCCCAAGAGAUAAAGAAUUUGAGAAAUCAACAAAUAGCUACUCAAAAUGGCAGUGAUUCUGAGGACGAGCGCAAGUCGAGAAGCGAUGAAUUGCGCCGACAAAGAAGUAAAGAGGCGCAGCAAUUGAUUGCUCAGAGGACAAUCAAUGCGCGUGCGAUUUUUGAACAAAAUUCUGCUGCUGGUCAAAUGAAAACAACAUUUGGAAAUCAAUCUAUGCCAAGAUCAAUUGUCAAAGAGCAAAUAGCAAAAGUCAAUAAUGAAAAGGUUGUCAACAGUACACCUAAAGAACCUGUCAAAACUGUUGAACCACCACUGCCAAUAGUUGAGCCUGUUAAAGAAAUCCCUCCACCUCCAGAACCAGUACCAGAGGUUCGAGAGGCUCCAGUGAAUGUUAAUAAUGGAAAAGAGUUAACUCAAGAAGCUGAAGUUGUUGAAAAUAAUGUUGAAACUGAACUAUACAAUCAGUUAAGCAAUGAUGAACCUUAUUUAUACUUUGAUCCUAACAAUCAAGGAAUGAAAGCUAGAGCUUUAUAUGAUUAUCAAGCCGCUGAUGACACAGAGAUUACUUUUGAUCCUGGUGAUAUUAUCACUCAUAUCGAUGCUAUUGAUGAAGGCUGGUGGCAAGGACUUGGACCUGAUGGAACUUAUGGUCUCUUUCCGGCCAAUUAUGUUGAAGUUAUUGAGUAUGCUUCCACAUGAAGUUAAUUGGAUGAAACGGAGUUUAAUUGUUGACUGAUUUUUAUUCUACAAGUUUAUUAAUUCAUUGGAUAAUUAAUUAGAGAACUUAAUGAAUUUCGUAUUAUGAAGAAUUAUUGAGUAUUAAAAAUUAGUGUUUAAAAACUUCUUUCAUAAUUGGAGCCAGAAUGAACAAUUGUCAGAUUUUAAAAAUAGUGCAAUAAUGGAAUUGGAGCAAUUUCCGUAAGAUAAUGAGAAUUUGUCACUUGGUUAUCUAAAAGAACUGUUGAUUUUUUAAUUCUCAUGAAUCAUUCGUACUUAAAUGGACGCUGUCAUACAUAAGUUAAAUCUAAUUUACUUUAAUUGAUUUCAAUUAAAUUAAAAUAAUGCUCCAAAAUUGUUUUCAGAAUUUUUAAAAAUAUUUUCAUACAUGUUUUAUUAGUUUAUUAUUUUCUUUUUUUUAAAUGGUAGAUUAUUUGAUUUUUAUAAUUAGCUUAGACUUUUUUAUACCCUUUGAAUAAUUAUUCUAAUCGCACGAUGCAUCAAAAUGGUUCUAGUCCAGGUCAAGGUGAUGUAUUUAAGCAAUUAAUCUGAUUCAUACUACACUUGAGAUUGUUGUAUUUUGUAUGAAAGAUGACAAAUUAUAAAGAUGAAUAAGAAUACUAUUACAAGAUUGAUAAAGUAAUAAAAUGAAAAACCUAAUUAUCAACUAAAUGUGAAAACAAUGUUGAAUAAUAGUAGAAAAAUGGAGUAAGCAUUUUUUUUUUAAGAUCAAAUAGAAAUGACUUUUUAAACAUCUAAUUGUAUUAAUUAUUAAAAUACUGAAUCGAACAAAUAGCGAUCAAAUCUGCUAAAAAAAAAAACGUUAUAUAAAUAUACAUGAA